Lynx canadensis (Canada lynx) is the source of this 678-nucleotide messenger RNA. It is a transcript of the gene LGALS7, whose product is annotated as galectin 7. Gene Ontology annotation, molecular function: carbohydrate binding. The annotation marks the transcript as partial. Lineage: Eukaryota; Metazoa; Chordata; Mammalia; Carnivora; Felidae. The record is from RefSeq and is a predicted model, not a curated record. The transcript has 3 exons.
CUCGUGGUUGGCUCUCCCACUCUUGGUCUGGCUCUGGCUCUCUCCCCUCGGUCUCUGGGCCUUUUCUUCUCACGGAUUCGGCCGAUCUGGGUCCCGGAUGCUUUCUGCCUGGGGCCGACCCACGUGUGUCUCUCGUCCGCGCCCCCGGUUCCCUCGGACUCCCCGCCGCUGAACCUGCAGAACGUGCCCCACAAGACGUCGCUGCCCGAGGGCAUCCGGGUGGGCACCGUGAUGAGGAUUCGCGGCGUCGUCCCGGAAAAGGCCGGCAGGUUCUAUGUGAACCUGCUGUGCGGCGAGGGGCCGGGCGGGGAGGCUGCCCUCCAUUUCAACCCGCGGCUGGACGAGUCCACGGUGGUCUUCAACAGCCUGGAGCAGGGCACCUGGGGCCGGGAGGAGCGCGGCUCAGGCAUUCCCUUCCAGCAUGGGCAGCCCUUCGACGUGCUCCUCAUCGCCACCGAAGAAGGGUUCAAGGCGGUGGUCGGCGACUCGGAGUACCACCACUUCCGCUACCGGAUCCCGCCGGCGCGCGUGCGCCUCCUGGAGGUGGGCGGGGACCUGCAGCUGCAGUCGGUGAAGAUCUUCUGAGCCUCCGGGCGGGCGGCGGGGUCGGGGGUCGGGGGUCCGGGGUCCGGGGUCCCGGGCGCGGGAGGGCAAAUAAAGUUUCAGCCCGCGUGUGUG